Molecule: messenger RNA, 816 nt
Organism: Mycosarcoma maydis (corn smut)
Lineage: Eukaryota; Fungi; Basidiomycota; Ustilaginomycetes; Ustilaginales
Product: putative phosphomannomutase
Exons: 2
Coding region: 1-816 (271 amino acids)
Biological process (GO): GDP-mannose biosynthetic process; protein N-linked glycosylation; mannose metabolic process
Cellular component (GO): cytosol
Molecular function (GO): phosphomannomutase activity
Source: RefSeq, a predicted model, not a curated record
AUGGCUGCCCAGUACAGCGAUCGAAAGCACCCGCGCACCAUCUGCCUGUUCGACGUCGACGGUACCCUCUCUCUGGCACGCCAAACCAUCACACCCGAGUUCCAUACUUUCCUCGCCUCGCUGCGCAAGCAAUGCGUCAUCGGUGUCGUCGGUGGUAGCGAUCUCAAAAAGGUUCGCGAGCAGCUUCAAAUCACAUCCACCGACUUUACCCAGGAGUUUGACUACGUCUUUGCCGAGAACGGUCUGACCGCGUUCAAGGAUGGCCAGCAGUUGGCCUCGCAGAGCUUUAUCGGCUGGCUGGGAGAGGACAAGUACAAGAAGCUCGCCAAGUUCUGCCUCAAGUACAUCUCCGAGCUCGAUCUGCCCGUCAUGCGUGGUACUUUUAUCGAGUUCAGAAAUGGCAUGAUCAACAUCUCGCCUAUCGGAAGGAAUGCUUCUAUCGACGAGCGAAUCGAGUUUGAAAAGUACGACAAGAUCCACAACAUCCGCAAUACCUUUGUUUCUGCUCUCAAGCAACAGUUCCCGGACUAUGGUCUCACCUACUCGAUCGGUGGUCAAAUCUCGUUUGACGUCUUCCCGCACGGAUGGGACAAGACAUAUGCGCUUCGCAAUGUGGCUCUCGUUGACGGUGCCAGUGUCGAGAACAGCAAGACGGCCGCUGACUUGGGCUGGGAUGCGAUCCACUUUUUCGGUGACAAGACCUACAAGGGCGGCAAUGACAAUGAGAUCUUUGAGGACCCAAGGACGAUCGGCCACACGGUGCAGAACCCACAAGAUACUAUGAACCAGCUUCGGGAGCUGUUCGACCUUGCCUGA